Messenger RNA from Impatiens glandulifera, 1661 nucleotides. RefSeq names its product probable N-acetyl-gamma-glutamyl-phosphate reductase, chloroplastic. Gene Ontology annotation, biological process: L-arginine biosynthetic process. Lineage: Eukaryota; Viridiplantae; Streptophyta; Magnoliopsida; Ericales; Balsaminaceae. Gene Ontology annotation, molecular function: NADP+ binding; N-acetyl-gamma-glutamyl-phosphate reductase (NADP+) activity; NAD binding. The transcript is spliced from 14 exons. Bases 206 to 1405 code for a protein of 399 amino acids. The record is from RefSeq and is a predicted model, not a curated record.
UUUAUCUCUCCCUAGGCAGCCGUCUAAUUUUGUUCUCCCUCUUGCAAAUUGCAACUCGCCGGCGGUACCAACUCAGUGGGGAAGUUUCUAUUCCACCGUCGCAUCGGCGCUAGGUUUCAGGCGGAUUUCAUCGCUCCAUUGGCCAAAGCAUUCUCAUUAGAGUUGAUUUUGAGCCCAUUCAUUUAUAUCUUCUUCUCUACCGAAAAUGAGCUCAGCAAACGCUUUCAGCUCCAUUUGUUUCGGCGGACGAUGUUUGCGGAAGGACGAAGUUAGAAACUUGAAGACUGGGAACCUCUGCGUUAGAAAUGCAGCCACUUCAAUUCAGCAAAACUUGCAAUUUGAUCAGGCCCCAGGACAAGUUUCUGGAAAGCCUGUUCGAAUUGGUGUUCUUGGGGCCAGUGGCUAUACUGGUUCAGAGAUUGUUCGGCUUCUUGCAAAUCAUCCAUCCUUUGGCAUUACUGUUAUGACUGCUGACAGGAAAGCUGGACAGUCAAUUGGCUCAGUUUUUCCUCACCUAGUAACACAAGAUUUACCAGAAAUGGUUGCUGUCAAGGAUGCAGAUUUUGAUGAUGUUGACGCUGUGUUUUGUUGUUUGCCACAUGGAACGACACAGGAAAUAAUAAAAGCACUUCCUAAAAGGCUAAAGAUUGUCGAUCUUUCUGCUGACUUCCGCUUGAAAGACAUUAACCAAUAUGAGAAAUGGUAUGGUCAACCUCACAAAGCAUCUGAAUUGCAGGAAGAAGCAGUAUAUGGGUUGACAGAGAUCAAUAGGAAUGAAAUUGUAAAUGCGCGUCUUGUUGCUAAUCCGGGUUGUUAUCCCACAUCAAUUCAGCUUCCUCUGAUUCCUUUGAUUAAGGCUAAGCUCAUAGGGUUUAAGAAUCUCAUUAUUGAUGCCAAAUCUGGAGUGAGUGGUGCAGGACGUGGAGCCAAGGAGGCAAAUUUAUACACUGAAAUUGCUGAAGGAAUCCAUUCUUAUGGUAUCACUUCGCAUCGUCAUGUUCCAGAAAUAGAACAGGGUUUAUCAGAGGCUGCAAUUUCGGAUGUUACAGUCAGUUUUACUCCUCAUUUGAUGCCAAUGAGCCGCGGUAUGCAAUCAACUAUUUAUGUGGAAAUGGCUCAAGGAGUAUCUGUGGAUGACUUGUACAAACAACUGAAAAUCACUUAUGAGAAAGAAGAAUUUGUGGUUGUGUGUGAGGAAAAAGUAGUCCCCCAUACUCGACAUGUUCGAGGUUCAAACCACUGUCUUAUUAAUGUCUUCCCUGACCGCAUUCCUGGACGAGCAAUUAUAAUAUCUGUGAUUGAUAAUCUUGUCAAAGGUGCUUCUGGUCAAGCUUUGCAGAAUCUAAACCUCAUGAUGGGAAUUCCUGAAAACACUGGGCUUACUUACUUGCCCUUGUUUCCAUAAGAGGUCAUCUAUCAAUGUGGGCAUAUCAAAAUGUACGAUUUUCGUGAUGAGUCCGGUCUGCGUUUACUAUCGUGAUCUUUUUUAUGGGACUAUUUAGAUUUUAUUUAUGUUGUAACAAAAUAAUCGAAGGUCCUUUCUAUGCUAAAUAAAAACAGUAUUUUUUUUUUUUUUUGUGUCAUUUUCAUUUAUUUGAAUUUAAUUAUUACAUUAGCCAUGUGAAGAAUUCUUUAUAUAAUUUACUUCUCUUAAUAUUUUA